AUGGCGAUGGAAUCAGGAUUGGUAUCAAUAAUUUCCAAGAAGACCAUCAAACCUUUCUCUCCCACCCCAUCUGAAAUACUAUUGCACAAGCUUUGCCUUCCUGGUCAAGCCUUCACUCUCAAUUAUAUACCCUUGGUAUUAUUCUACCCCAAACAUCAAGUAGAUACCAUUCCGAAUGGACCUAAAAAUUUAUCUGAAUUUCUAGAGAUCUCUUUCUCAAAAACUUUAGCUUCUUACUAUCCAUGGGCAGGACGCCUAAAAAAUAAUGCCACUGUGGAAUGUAAUGAUUCUGGGGCUGACUACUUUGAAGUUCAAGUUAGUUCUCCAAUGGAUGAAGUUCUUCAUCACUCGGAUUCAAGUAUUAAGGAUAUAGCCACAUUUCCUCAAGGUGUACCUUGGGCCCGUGACUGUUUGGUCCAUCCUAGUUGGGCUUUAGCCACAGCCCAACUUAGCCAUUUUGAGUGCGGAGGAAUAGCAAUCAGUGUUUGCUUGUCACACAAGGUGGGAGAUGGAUGUAGUGUCUACUGGUUCUUAAGGGACUGGGCCGCCUUAACACGCGAUCCCAACCAUAUCCUAUUAUCUCCAUACUUUGUCCAGGAUUCUAUAAUACCUUCACCAUCUGAUUACGGUCCUCUUGUUUCCCCGGUGAGUAAAAUAAAACAAGAAUGUGUAGAGAAGACUUUUGAUUUUUCUGCCUCGAAGCUAAGUGCCCUCCAAGCCUUAGUUGAAUCUGAGGCAAUACAACAUCCCACGAGGAACGAGGUUGUCAAUGCACUUGUUUACAAAUGUGCUGCUAACGCGGCUUCUUCAGCCAACCCUCAUCAGCUGGUCCAGUAUAUGAAUAUCCGAGAAACUACUUCACCUCCACUACCACCAACCUCCAUUGGGAAUAGUCUAACCGUCUUCUCCACACCAAUUCAUAAAGGAGACCUCGAGUUGGACAAAAAAUAG
Messenger RNA from Lycium ferocissimum, 951 nucleotides. RefSeq names its product acyltransferase Pun1-like. Bases 1 to 951 code for a protein of 316 amino acids. The record is from RefSeq and is a predicted model, not a curated record. The transcript has a single exon. NCBI's taxonomy places the organism in Eukaryota, Viridiplantae, Streptophyta, Magnoliopsida, Solanales, Solanaceae.